AUGCCGCGACAUCAAAGCCAUCAGCCCCUUAACGGGUCUGGCAUCACUUUUGUCAACCUAUCACACCCAGAUGACAUUCGACAACACGAUAUCCAAGACGGCAUUCGCCGCCAUGUGUUGGCGGGUGUUGGCCGUUCGCGGCGGAAAAGGCCACGACAUGCCGUCAUCCCUCUGGAGAUCAUGGCACCCGAAGUGAACAGAUAUGAUUUCCAGCGAGGGGAGCGCCCAGUACAUCACCAGAGUCCUGACGCCGCUUAUCCGCCCGAAACUCGAUCCCCUAAUCGCCUGUUCCAGCUAGAUCGGUAUGGAGUACUCGGAGUCGAACUGACUGACCGAACUCUGCAAAUCAUCCACUUUAUCGCAUCGGAAUCAGAGUAUAUAAAUCAACCCCUCCACAGGAUAUGGGUCCGUAUGGGCUUCUCCGAUCCCACUGCCUUGCAUCUUUCCAUGGCCACUACGCUGCUUCUCUGGAAUCGCAAGAACAAUGUCCCUAUACUCAAAAUUACCGAUGACAUGGAACCUGUAAGAUAUUACACCAAGGCCCUCAAGGAUUUGUCGGUCCGCUUAAGCGACCCCUUUGACCGCACGAGUGCUGGAGUUAUAGCAACCGUUAUCGGAUGUCUCUGCCAUGAUGUACAUAUCGGCAACUGGGGCCGCUGGUCGACCCAUAUUGAUGGCCUCUAUGAAGUAUCCAAGCUGCGCGGUGGCAUGGAUAGACUAGAUAACCACAUCCCGGCGAUAGCUUCCUGGCUGGAUCUCGUUGGCAGUGCGGCCUUUGAUACGCUGCCGCGAUUUCCUAUUCCCAAGGAGUUUACCGCAACUGACAAAUCACCAAGAGAAACGCCUCCCGCUUUGCGAUCGCUUAUACUCUACAUGAGCCUGGCGUUCCCACAACUGACGCCCAUAUCGGAAGCUUUAUGCAUGACGUCCUCGGUAGCUCGCAAAGUAAAUACCAACAGCCAUGAUUCAGACUUCUGGAAAGAUGCCGUCGGCGCUAUGGAACUUCUCGGCCCAGUGACGCACCAUCUGCUCUCUGCCUGUCGUAUUGACUCGGUCGGCAUUAAUGCCUCUAGGAUCCAAGUCCUUGGUGAGAUAGUCAGGUUGGUAUGCCUAAUGCUACUCUCCCGUCUCAAGGGCCUAUUCUCUUUGAACACGCUGGACAUGACACCGCUCUGGACAAGAUUCAUGGCCACGCUAUCUGUAUUUGUCAUCAAUAGAGAUGCUGCUUGUUUGGAUGGCCUUGAAUUGUGGGCAUUGGUGACUUCAGCACUUGUCCAGCCUGGCCAAGGCAUGGAAGAAUUGCUUCCACACAUUGAAGCUGCUAUGAGGUCCAAGGGUAGCACGGAUAUUCAUGAGGCAAUUAAGCUGACCAAGGAACUGAUUUGGAUAGAUAUAAUUGAAGGGCAGGGAGAGGCACUGUUGGCUGGCAGGAUGGAUGAGACAUGA
Messenger RNA from Clonostachys byssicola, 1446 nucleotides. The record is from the annotation of a GenBank genome assembly. Lineage: Eukaryota; Fungi; Ascomycota; Sordariomycetes; Hypocreales; Bionectriaceae.